Molecule: messenger RNA, 318 nt
Organism: Caenorhabditis briggsae
Lineage: Eukaryota; Metazoa; Nematoda; Chromadorea; Rhabditida; Rhabditidae
Exons: 3
Coding region: 1-318 (105 amino acids)
Source: RefSeq, a predicted model, not a curated record
AUGCUUGUCGCCAACAAGAAGAAAAGCUUCCUGAUGAAACUUCUCAAAUUCGUUGGAAGAGGAAAUCAAGUCCAAUCAUCAAAAUCAUGCCUUGCACAGUCUACGAGCAACGAAAGAAACAGAGACAAAGAUCGUCAAUCAACUCGCAGUUCUCACACAUCGAGCCAAUGCCGACGAUUCUGGAAGAGGACGAAUUCUCGGUGGCAGCCGAGUGCCGUUGAACAACUAUCGCCAUUGAAUAAUGCCGUACACCCGUAUCUCAGUCAAUCAACAGGGUCCUUUCGUCUGACCCGAAACCCAAACCCUCACUGUGUCUAG